GACAAAUUAAUCACAAGUACUUUAUCAUUGUUGGUUCUGCUUUUGUGUUGCUGUUUUUGCAAAGGUACUAGCGUAUCUUUUUUUAUGUACUGUAGUUUGGAUCAAAACUAUACCUCUACGUGUUAUGACGUUAAAAUUAAGAUACCAUGUGGAGGAACAAGGAAUGAGCCUUAUACUGGAACUCUAGGAAGAACAGUUAAGAACUGAUAGAGCUAUCCGGUAUAAAAUAAUGUUUAGUUGAUAGUAAUGAUAGUAAUAUUACAAGACCAUUUGAAUGGACCUUACUGGACCUCUAGGAAAACUUUAGAACUGAUAUAACUAUCCAGUAUAAAAAAAGUUACUUUAGUUUAGGUUUCCUCUUGUAGUAAGUGUAGUACUACAAGAUCUCUAGGGAGAACAGUUUAGAACUGUAGUGAUUAUCAAUAAGAGAUUAAUCUUAUUGAACGCCCAGAGAGAACAGUUUAUAGAACUUAUAGAGCUAUCCACCGUAAACGGGCUUGUAUAAUUCGGUUUAGAGGGUAACUGAGUAUAUGUUCUUAUUUUACUCUGCACAGGAGCAGAACACAUGAGAUGUAAUCGUACCUCGGACAAGAUCGGAUGCUUCAAGAGGAGUCUUCCAUUUAUGGGAGUGAAGUUGUUUGAUAUACUGGUGAUGACGGAUCGAGACUGGACGGCACCGCAGUAUGGUGGUCAGGAUAUUGACUGGUUUAACUGGGCGGACUAUAUACAUGGGUAGGCUGUCCAAAAUCUUGAUCAAUAACAUUUUUUUCGAUUUUAUUUUGAACACUAAUGCUUUAAGGGAUAGUUCGUACCCCCCACCCCCCCCCAAAAAAAGAAUACUUUGCACAUCCCUAGAAUGUUUUCUCACCUCACCUAGAGAAAUUUGCACGCAGCCCCCCAUAAAUUUUUCAAUGCUUAUUGUAUUAAAUUACAGUACUGUGAUUGAAACAUGGAUUUUGCUAAAUAAGACCAAAAAUCUCAAAAUUUCCUGGGGGGCUUCAUCCCCUUACCCCCAAACUCCCCCGGCUGCGCCCACAUACCCCUGCUGCAGCUUGCUCGGUGACGCUAUGUGUCCCCUCACUCACCUCCCACCCUGAAUUUUCGGCACCCCCUCCAGAGAAUAUUCUGUAAAUCUGUCUAGCUAUGGUCCCUCGUAUGUAUAUAUUCUAUAUAUAUAUAUAUAUAUUGUACAAGCCUUAUGCACCAAUGUUUGAUUGAUUUCAACCCUAUAGGUUUAGAUGCCGCUGUUACGAGAGACUUAAACAACUCGCAAAAGACAAUGAUAAAAAAUAUCACCACUUCUCAAUUUCAAACUACGGGGAAUGCUGGACGUCGGAGGAUAUUAUCUACGACUUGGCAAAGCUUGGUUUGGACGAUACGUGCGUCGGGGAUGAUUUUCUCUCGUGUCGACUCGAGACAGAGAGCGAGUGCUUUGGCGCAGCGAACAGUCAGUUUGUUUAUCAUGUUCAUUAUGAGCACGAACCGCACGUAGAUGAGUUCGAAAUUCUGAACAGUGAAUGCACAAUCGAGACAUUGACUGUUUGCAUUUCACCCAGUACUUCGUAUGCUAGUUCAACUGUUCAGCCAUAAUUCCAUAACGAUUGUAUUAUAAAGAACGAUUGAUAACUUAUUUAAUCAGUGUUUGUAAUACAGGGUGUAUCAAAAAAAGCGCAAUCCUCGACUGAAAUUAAUGUAAAUUGCUAAAGAAAUAAUAGACCAAAACGUUAAAGUUUACAUUCAUUUUAAAGCGUAGCCAUUCAGCUUUCUAACAAUGGGUUGUUUCUUAAAUUUGACUCAUUGGUUCGCGG
Molecule: messenger RNA, 1808 nt
Organism: Paramuricea clavata
Lineage: Eukaryota; Metazoa; Cnidaria; Anthozoa; Malacalcyonacea; Plexauridae
Source: the annotation of a GenBank genome assembly